Bombyx mori (domestic silkworm) is the source of this 4652-nucleotide messenger RNA. RefSeq names its product GAS2-like protein pickled eggs (gene pigs). Lineage: Eukaryota; Metazoa; Arthropoda; Insecta; Lepidoptera; Bombycidae. Gene Ontology annotation, cellular component: actin filament; stress fiber; cytoplasm. Gene Ontology annotation, molecular function: cytoskeletal adaptor activity; microtubule binding; actin filament binding. Gene Ontology annotation, biological process: microtubule bundle formation; regulation of microtubule polymerization or depolymerization; protein localization to microtubule plus-end. The coding region runs from base 213 to 2504 and encodes 763 amino acids. The record is from RefSeq and is a predicted model, not a curated record. The transcript has 5 exons.
UAACUUCUACAUAGCGUCAGUCUAAUUGUAAUACUGGCAUCGUUCGCACGCGUGCCGAGCCGCUCCGUCUAUCGACUAUCGAUAGUUUCGUGUAGCAAUUUCGAUAUAGUGCUGUUGUGAUUUAUCGAAUAGUGCUGUGAUCAACGGGACCGGCUAGAUUUUUUCAUCGACUAAGAACCAGUUAUGUCCGUGUGUUGAUCACAAAUAAAAAAAUGGCGAGCGCUGGUGCCGUACUCCUGGAGGCUCGGCCCUUCAGGCCGUUCAAAUCGUCUGAGGAGUACCUCUACGCUAUGAAGGAGGACCUGGCUGAAUGGCUGACGGUGCUGUACCCCGAACUCAGGAUCACCGCUGAUAACUUCCUCGACAGACUCGACACGGGCGUCGCUUUGUGCAGGCACGCGAACGCCGUGAGGGACUCCGCUAAGUUGAUCCUCGACGCUCCACAACCGGAGGCCGAAGAUGCCAUCAUUCUGGCAAAAGCACUGCGCUCCCGUCCCCCGGUCAACAUGCUCCCGGCCGCCAAAGCCGGCACGUUCUUCGCCAGAGACAACCUCUCCAACUUCAUCGACUGGUGUCGUAAGGCGCUCGGCAUUUUAGAGUGCCUACUCUUCGAAACUGACGAUCUAUGUCUCAGGAAAAAUGAAAAGCACGUCGUUCUCUGCUUGCUCGAGGUAGCCAGGAAGGGAGCCGUGCUUGGUAUGCCAGCACCUCUACUAGUGCAGAUGGAGAAGCAGAUUGAGAGAGAAUUGGCAGGGGAAGAGUUACGGCCCGAUGAUUCUGCUCUAGGAUUGACAGUGCCUACUGGGCCCCAGCCCCAAUUGGUGACCAACGAUCUGAGGAGUUUGGACGAGAGAGUCAGGGACUUGGUGGAGCGAUGCUCCUGCCCCACGCAGUUCCCUAUGGUCAGGGUCUCAGAGGGAAAAUACAGGAUUGGCGACACCAGGAUGCUGAUUUUUGUUAGGAUCCUACGCUCGCACGUGAUGGUCCGCGUGGGAGGAGGCUGGGAUACCCUAGCCCACUAUCUGGACAAACACGACCCUUGCCGCUGCAAGGCCCAGCACCGCACCUCGCUCUCGGCAAGGUUGGCCCGCCCUAAGCACGACCUGGUCGGCGCCACAGUCACAUACGAGCGUCCAGACCCUGGCCCAACCUCCCUGCCUUACAGCAAGGAGAAGAACGAUCGAUACGAACCCACCUCUCUCCAAUACCACGAAGAAAGACAUUAUACCUCCACUAACAGAUUGAACGAGCCCACCAGCCUCCCGUACUUGGAGACAGAACGCUCACACUCUCCCAGCAGAAAACUGUUAGCUCCCAGGUCUAUCAGUCCAGGGAGGAAGUCGUCCUCUCCUGAUAGGAGAACCAAGAUCGUGCCGUCGAACCACUUAGUGCCUACUCCUCUUGGCUUGAGGAACAAAAGUCCAAGGCCGGUCUCUCCAGCUCCUGCCGCAGAAAGUGCAUCGGACAACGGCUCUGAAGUAUCCGACGAGGGCUACAGGAGUCUGGGCGUAGUGGCCGGGUCCACCCAGGGGUCUCCGUCUACGAAGGCUCUUAACAGAUACUCGCUGCACAGUCAAAAUUCAAUUGAAGACGCUGAAUUCAAUGAGCGUCUCGACCAAGACGACGGUUGCCAUAUGGAUAAAGGCGACAGGGAUGACUACGUGAGUAUCAGCACUGGUCUCCGGAAGACCGAUUUCUCAGAUACGUUCUACGGAAGCCGGAAGACGAGUUCCGUUGAUGAGAAAUCAAUUAGGGGCAGCCCCGAAAAGAUCGUGGUGGUAGAGAACAAUGAUGCACCGAGCAAGAGCCUACGUCCUAGUCGCGGAGCUUCGGAGUCACCAACGAAGACCAUCAGGAGUCGCCAGGCUAGUAGAAUACCACAUUCACCGGUCAGGACCAGAACCCCUAGUCGUGGUAAUACACCAAGUCCAAAACAUACAGCAAAGACUGCUCAAACUUCUCCAAAACUAACUCCUAAGCUGCCACCUACAGCCAGGAAUACCUGGGGAGGUAGGACCGCUCCUACUCAGUCUAAGGCGAAAUCCAGGCCUGCAAUUGGAGCUGACACGUUCGAGAAUCCAAACAGGUCCCCCAAACCAACCCCUAGAGCCUCCCCAGAUGCCUUUAAGAGAAAUUCACCUCUGAGAGCUAGCAGUGCAACUUUAAGGUCCCCACCGAACCAAAAGCCUCUCAGUCCUUUGCUGGAACAGAUCUUGAGGUCAGCAGAAACUGCUAAAGAUGACGCAAGCGUUCUGGAGAAGAUGAAGGAGAUAAUUAGGACUUACUCAAAAGGAGACGACUCUUUAUCCAGGACCAGCUCCAAGGAUUCAGAUUACGCUGAUUUUACAUCAGCCUGGGUGAUGUCAGAUGGGAAGCUCGAGAGGUCGAUGAGCACUAGGCAGUUGUCGUCUCCGAGGAAAGACCAGAGGAACGGAGCCUCUCGCAUACCGGCUCCAGUCUCCAUUGGGUGCAGACGGUCCACCUCAACUUCGCAGUUCCAAUGACAUAGCUCGAAUGAUAGUAUGAAAACGGAGGAAUAGCUUCGGAGUAGGAGUGCAGCUUGUUGUUUAGUUUUGAUAACAGAUGGCGUCAUCACGAAACGUGAAGUUUCCAAAUUUAAAUUACAGAUGGCGUCAGUAUUACCCCAAAAACUAUCUUUGUUAUCUAAACAAAUAUUGUACUGACCGAUAGAAUACAUAAUCAAAUCGAUAAUUCACUUGCUAGAAAGCAAAUUAACUUGACUUCGAAGAAAGCGUGAUAGAUUUUACUUGAGAAAUUAAUCGACCAUAUCUUUUGUAGUGAAGAUUGUGCGUCCAUGGUAUAAUAAUCUAUUAUGAAUGACAUAUUUUGUAUAGUGACGAAUAAGACUGUCAAAACGAAAUUAAGAUCGGAUUUGUUGUCUGCGUAACUUAUAGAAUUUGUUCGCUUUUUUUUUAUUUACAACAAAAGCACAGAAAGAUCUUUAAAUUGCUUUUUGUACUGGACUUGAAGUCUUGAUCGAUAUAAAUCUGGAUGGAAGCUCGAUUUUGAACUAUUAAAAGCCAAUGCGCAUUGAACACGGUAACUUGUGCUCAAUGAAGCUUUCACAAUAAUGGAUGUUUAAAAAAAUAUAAUUUUUCGAUAAGUUGUUACAAGUGUUGCCUGCUCCAAAAUGUAGCUUAGGACGUUUAGAAUAUAAUUGAAUAUGCACUAACCCUUAAAUUAUAUUAAGAUCCCGAAAUACUGUUAUACUUGAAAAAGUAAAGGAAAUAUUCCAUAGAAUCUCUUGUGUUUUGUGUUUUAUCAUGUAAGUCUUUACUGUUAUUUAUAAUAUUUGACAUAAAUUCAAACAUAUUUCUUUUAAGAGUUUCUGGCUAAUAUUGGUGCUAAGUUAAUAUUACUUUAUAAUUCAUUUUUGAAAUAAAUGUAAGUAGUUUUAGAACUAAACGAAACUUAUAUCAAAUUUUAGAUGUAACUUGAAGUUGGUAAAGUAGGUAGCUUUUUGUAACCGAAAGCUUUCGAAUAUUAUUCGAUUCAAUUUUGAUUCGAGUCAUUUCCCAGUGGCUCCGACUCCGUGUCUCAAAGAGCACGCACGCUGAGGCGUCUUUAGAGUUCACUUAACAUCGUCGUGAGGUACAAAACCUCACGUCCGAAUUCGUUUAUUCCGUAAUCUCAAAUUAUUAGGUAUGUAGGUUGUGAAAAGUAGAUUUUAUAUACAUAAUAUAACUUUUUUUCUUGACAUUAAGACAGUAGGUAUAAUCUAUGCAAUAAGUAUAACCGUCCAAAAAUAUGAAUAAAUCAUAAAACAGAUUAUACUACUACCUCUUUGGUAUCUAAAGCACAGAUAAUAAAAUAUUUUUGUUUAAAUAGGCUUAAUACAUUUCUGUGCGCCAUUUUCACUUCGGUCAUUUGAAUAGAAAAUUUAAUGUUCAUUAAAUUAAUGCACGAAGUGAUUGUUUUUGAAUGAAAACAAAAUAUUUUUGGACGCGUUUCCUUUUGCUAAAAUUAUGAUUAAGAUUGAAUAAUGAGAUAAAUAUUUCAGGAGAUAAUUUCCUGCAUCCAAAACUAUUAUUUUUAAACAAUAUAAAUGGCAAUGUUAGUUCUGUACAUGAGAAAUUAUUAUAAUUAUCAAUGUUUCGAAUGCUGUAGUCAUUUUUAAGUAAUUUAGUUCAGUUAUUGGCAAUUUUUUUGGUGAUUAUCGAAUAACAACUAAUUAGAAGCUGGAAGUUUUUCUCCUGAUUUGUGUUUUUUAUUAAAUAAAAUACUCUAUAAUAUUGUAGGAAUUGUUAGGACUCGUAUUUUCGAAGAAGAAAAUAAUAUGUGACGUAAUUACAACAAAAAAAAACUUAGGUUAAUGUUCAGAAAUAACUUAUAGUUAAUUUUAAUUAUUAAGGGUUAAUUUUGUGUCAUUGGAGAGCUUGGAACUUAGCUCUAACGUGAGGUUCAGUAACAAAAGUGUCCAGGUUCGACACAUAUACAAACUGGAUGACUUCUGAACUCGGGCUAAAUCCGAAAAUACACACAUAUAUUGUAUACGCAAUUUUUAUUUUACCUUUACGCCUAAUCUAGAGGCUAAGUGAUUAAUUUUAAGUUAAUUAUAAAUCGAUUUAAUGUUACCAGUGAUUAUGCCAUAGAAUUGUUUUAUUUCACUGAAUAAAUGAUUUAAAAAUUCA